Molecule: messenger RNA, 2201 nt
Organism: Nymphaea colorata (pocket water lily)
Lineage: Eukaryota; Viridiplantae; Streptophyta; Magnoliopsida; Nymphaeales; Nymphaeaceae
Product: amino acid transporter AVT3B-like
Exons: 1
Coding region: 575-1843 (422 amino acids)
Biological process (GO): amino acid transmembrane transport
Cellular component (GO): vacuolar membrane
Molecular function (GO): amino acid transmembrane transporter activity
Source: RefSeq, a predicted model, not a curated record
CAUUUGUCCCAUAUAUAUGGGAGGAAGAUGGGGCUGCCUUCUUCCCUAGUUUCUGGUCACCCAUCCUUUCCACCAAUCUUGUCCCUUGUUUUAGUCCAUUACCCACCACAUUCGACCCCUCUGCCUGCCCACCACCUUCUCCUCCAAUCUUGUUGAUGAAUUAUUGAUUCCUUCUCAAAUUGCUCGGGAGUCAUCUAUCACCCCGCUCAUCCAUUUCUAGUCCCAUCCCUCGCCCUGAAUUUGGUCUGCAAUUUUUCAGAGGAAGCAGGGUUGUCAUCUUCAUAUCCUCUGAGUUGGAGGCUACCAUUUUCGGAAUCUUCAGCUUCCGUGGUAGACCUUAAAAUUGCAGAACCAUCAAAAUCUAAGCCCGUGUGGGGGUAAGAAUCCAGCCAUCUGAAUUGCUCUCCCCCCACAGAACAAUCAACUCGUAAAUUCCAAGUUUUUCAACUUUAUUUUUUUGCACCUCUUUCUCGCUCCUGCUUCCAAAAUUUUAAUCUAGAUCGACGGGGCGACCAUCGGCUUCUUUUUCUGUUCCUUCUCCGAAGAAACCAUCAAACCCUAAACUUAGAGCAAGAUGGUUUUCACAAAGGAAGCGAGCACCUCUACCCAUAACCUCUCCCUCCCGAGAGAGAACACCCCACUUCUUCACAGUUCUCAGAAACUCUCCUCCGUUCCUAAAACCUUCGCCAACGUCUUCAUCGCCAUCGUCGGUGCCGGCGUUCUUGGCUUGCCUUACACCUUCAUGAAGACGGGAUGGCUCUCCGGCGUCCUCAUGCUCUUCUUCAUCGCGCUCCUCACUUACCACUGCAUGAUGCUUCUGGUUCACGUCAGGAGGAAGCUCGAAUCUGAGGGCUACUGGAAGAUCGGUAGUUUUGGCGAUCUCGGAUACGCCGUCUGUGGGUCUCCUGGACGGAUGGCUGUCGACUUGAUGAUCGUACUCAGCCAAGCAGGGUUCUGCGCAAGCUACCUCAUCUUCAUAUCAAACAGUUUGGUCUCCAUCUUCGUAUCUGGCCAUCAACCAAGAGUUCUGGGUUUGUUGCCCAAAUCCCUGUUUAUAUGGGGCAUUUUACCCUUCCAGUUAGCAGUAAAUUCGAUUAAGAGGCUGACCAAUUUGGCUCCUCUAAGUAUCUUCGCCGACGUCGUCAAUCUUGCCGCCAUGGGGGCCGUGAUGGCAGAGGAUGUGGUCAUCUUCUUGGAGAAACAGACAGAGCUACACGCUUUCAGUGGCGGAUGGGGAGUGCUGUUCUAUGGUCUCGGGGUUGCUGUGUAUGCAUUUGAGGGGAUAGGAAUGGUCCUACCUUUGGAAGCCGAGGCUGAGAACAAGGAGAAGUUUGGUAAGGUGCUUGCUAUUUCAAUGGCCUUCAUCUCUGUAAUGUAUGGAGCAUUUGGUGCACUUGGUUACUUCGCAUUUGGAGACAAGACCAAGGACAUAAUCACCACCAAUUUUGGCAAGGGUCUGGGUUCUGAUUUUAUCCAGAUAGCCCUUGCCAUCAAUCUUUUCUUCUCCUUCCCUUUGAUGAUGAACCCCGUACAUGAGGUGAUGGAGAGGAGGAUCUCUGACGGUACGUACUCCCUGUGGUUGAGGUGGCUAGUGGUUUUAGUCACCACAUUAGUAGCUCUCCUGGUGCCAAACUUUGCAGAUUUCUUGUCAUUGGUGGGAAGCAGUGUCUGUUGCCUCCUGGGAUUUGUGUUGCCUGCACUCUUCCAUAUGUUGGCAUUUAGAAGGGGCCUGAAGCCGAAAGAAAUGGUGUUGGAUAGCAUUAUUAUUUUCCUGGGAAUUGUCUUUGCUGUCUCUGGGACUGUAUCUUCCCUCAUGGAAAUAUUUUUUGGCAUUAGGGGAUGAAGUUACAGUCUACCGUGCACUCAACCUUUUAGGGCUCUCUUGAUGUUUUAAAAGUAUAUAUACUUUGAUGGUUGGUUGUUUGAUAAGGUAAUAAGAGUUGCAGGUUUCGGGUGAUUCGCUUUGUUGUGAAUGUUUAUGGUGUCCCCUGUUUAGGUAUUUCUUGCAUUUCUUAGUCAUCAGUUUCCUUCUGGCGGUUUAGUUGAAGUAUUUAUGCUCAUCUCAACCGUCAUUUCUUUCAUAAUCUGGAAGUAGAUUUGAGAGGAAUGUAGUUCGCUCUGUCUUGCCUGUCAGUGUUGGCCUUGUAAAGACUUUAAAGCAAUCAAUAAUAUAAGGCAGUUCCAGUGGGACUUAUUUUUUA